AUACAAAGAUGUCCGAAGGCGUGGCAUGGAUGUAUAUAUACGCUCCUCAAUCCCAUUUCCCAACAGACACAUUUGUGAUUGAAUCAUGAAGGCAUUUUUUGUAUUAUUGGUCGUUUUUGCAAUCGCCUUUGUGGCUUCUGCUGAAAAUGAGGAGUCAUCAGAGUUUAUCCACGAAAUAGAAAAGAGACAAAUAAUCAAGCCAAUCACAAUAACAGCUAAGCCGCCAUUUCCUCCGUGUGUAUUUUACGAGUGCAUUGCCAGGUGUAGGCAGCGUGGAUACCGCAAUGGAGGAUACUGCACCAUCAAUGGAUGCCAAUGUAUGCGAUAAAACCGCAGCGUCCCUUCUUAACAAAUAUCAACUUCAAUAGAUAGACCUUUUUUAUAAUAGUACAAUAGUGGUUCAGUAUUAAAGAUCCAAUAAAAUAUUUCCAGUCAACAAUAUUUUGUGCCAUUUGUUGUUAUAAAUUCUGUAACAAUAGUACAAUAUUAUUUUUCCUUACAUGAACAGUCAUGUAAUAAUAUGUUAGAUUUUAUUAUUAUAUAUUAUUUAAAACAAUAUACAAACAUAUAAUGUUUUCUGUAUAUUUUAAUUAAAUUUCACGUAAUCGUGACUCAGAUAAUCUGAUGUGUACAAAAUUUCUUAUAAUAUAUGAAUUUUUAGUUAGAAAAUAUUCAGUAUUAGAUUAUAAGUUUUGAAAUUUAAUAUAAGUGUUAGAAAUAAAUAAACAUUAUUAAAAGUUUCAAUGAAA
This is a messenger RNA of Danaus plexippus (monarch butterfly), 749 nucleotides long. RefSeq names its product gallerimycin-like. NCBI's taxonomy places the organism in Eukaryota, Metazoa, Arthropoda, Insecta, Lepidoptera, Nymphalidae. The record is from RefSeq and is a predicted model, not a curated record. The transcript is spliced from 2 exons. Bases 86 to 328 code for a protein of 80 amino acids.